CUUAGCCACGCCCACUCCUGUAGUCCUCGCGCUUGAUCUCGUGAUAGCGGUCAGCUGAUAUAGCAUCUUCCAUGUCUCUAUUUAUGAAAAACAUGUUAUUCAGCUAGUUAAAAGGAGAACAACAUUCACUAAUAAGUCUCAACGACCACUGAAGAUGUUGUCUCGUCUGCUGAAGGAGCACCAGGCGAAGCAAAAUGAGCGGAAGGAGCAGCAGGAGAGACGCAGGCGUGAAGCUAUUUCUGCUGCCACCUGUCUGACAGAAGCCCUGGUAGACCACCUUAAUGUUGGAGUUGCCCAGGCGUACGUAAACCAGCGUAAACUCGACCAUGAGGUGAAGACUCUCCAAGUGCAGGCGAGCCAGUUCUCCAAACAAACUGCUCAGUGGAUCAGUAUGGUGGAGGGUUUUAAUCAGGCCCUAAAGGAAAUUGGGGAUGUGGAGAAUUGGGCCCGCAGUAUUGAGAUGGACAUGAGGACCAUCGCCACUGCUCUGGAGUACGUUCACAAAGGUCAACUUUAGUCUGCUUCCUCAUAAACUUCAUGAUGGGACGUUUAUAGCUGAAACUAAACACGCUGGAAUGAAACAGAAAACCCAGCUGACUCCUAUCAGCAAAGAUGCAAGCGGCAAUGUCUUUGCUCGUCUACGUGCUCGUCUGAGUGGGAUGAUACUGAUGGUUACUUUGUUCAGAGAAAUGUUCAAAGUCUUAGGUCUAACAUCUAUUUUGUAGCGACUUCACUUAAACAUUUUUGGCGGUCAGGUAUUGAAUACAUGGGGGGGGAAAGCCAAAUGUCAUUAUGGAUUUUUGAAGGUGUUGCAUGUAAAAACGUACUUGUUGUUGUUG
Cottoperca gobio is the source of this 839-nucleotide messenger RNA. RefSeq names its product biogenesis of lysosomal organelles complex-1, subunit 1 (gene bloc1s1). Gene Ontology annotation, cellular component: BLOC-1 complex. The coding region runs from base 155 to 517 and encodes 120 amino acids. Lineage: Eukaryota; Metazoa; Chordata; Actinopteri; Perciformes; Bovichtidae. Gene Ontology annotation, biological process: endosomal transport. The record is from RefSeq and is a predicted model, not a curated record. The transcript is spliced from 4 exons.